AUGCCAAUGCACAUCCCGUUUCCGUUUAAUUGGAUCCCCACUCUGCCAGUCGCCCGAUGCCAAGAAUCUCCGUCGCUUUUGAAGCGCGCCGGCACGGAAAAGUUGCGAGAGGUGUUCUUAAAGUACGCCUCCAUCCAGAAGAAUGGCGAGCACUAUAUGACCAGUGAGGACUUCGUGCGCAAGUUCCUAGGACUCUUUUCGGAAUCUGCAUUUAAUGACGAAUCGGUGCGCCUGCUGGCAAACAUUGCGGACACUAGCAAGGAUGGACUCAUCUCCUUCUCGGAGUUCCAGGCUUUCGAGGGUCUGCUCUGCACUCCAGAUGCCCUCUACAGGACCGCCUUCCAGCUGUUCGAUCGCAAGGGCAAUGGCACUGUUUCCUAUGCUGACUUUGCUGAUGUCGUACAAAAAACCGAACUGCACUCAAAGAUACCUUUUAGCUUAGACGGUCCCUUUAUCAAGCGCUACUUUGGUGAUAAGAAGCAACGCCUUAUCAACUAUGCUGAGUUUACGCAACUGCUGCACGACUUCCACGAGGAGCACGCGAUGGAGGCCUUCCGCAGCAAGGAUCCAGCUGGCACUGGGUUCAUCUCCCCCUUGGACUUCCAGGACAUCAUAGUUAAUGUUAAGCGGCAUUUACUGACCCCCGGCGUCAAGGACAACCUCGUCUCGGUCACUGAGGGUCACAAAGUGAGCUUCCCGUAUUUCAUCGCAUUUACCUCGCUGCUGAACAACAUGGAACUGAUCAAACAAGUCUACCUGCACGCCACCGAAGGCAGUCGCACGGAUAUGAUCACCAAGGAUCAGAUCCUCUACGCUGCCCAGACGAUGAGCCAGAUCACGCCGCUGGAGAUCGAUAUCCUUUACCAUCUGGCAGGUGCCGUCCAUCAAGCAGGCCGCAUCGACUAUAGUGACCUGAGCAACAUCGCCCCCGAGCAUUAUACAAAGCAUAUGAUGACGCAUCGUCUGGCGGAUAUCAAGGCGGUGGAGAGUCCCGCCGACCGAUCUGCCUUCAUUAUGGUCCUGGAGAGCUCCUACCGUUUUACCCUGGGUUCCUUUGCAGGCGCUGUGGGUGCCACUGUGGUCUACCCCAUCGAUCUAGUCAAGACUCGAAUGCAGAACCAGCGUGCAGGCUCCUAUAUCGGUGAAGUGGCCUACCGGAACUCUUUUGAUUGUUUCAAGAAGGUUGUUCGUCACGAGGGCUUCAUGGGUCUCUACAGAGGUCUGCUGCCCCAGCUGAUGGGCGUGGCUCCCGAGAAGGCCAUCAAGCUGACGGUCAACGAUUUGGUGAGGGACAAGCUCACCGACAAGAAGGGCAACAUUCCCACCUGGGCAGAGGUUCUGGCUGGCGGUUGUGCAGGUGCCUCGCAGGUGGUGUUCACCAAUCCCCUGGAGAUUGUCAAGAUCCGUCUUCAGGUGGCUGGAGAAAUCGCCAGUGGGGAGAAGAUCCGUGCCUGGUCGGUGGUGCGGGAGCUGGGACUCUUUGGCCUCUACAAGGGAGCCAGGGCCUGUCUGCUGCGUGAUGUGCCCUUCUCGGCCAUCUACUUCCCGACCUACGCCCACACCAAGGCCAUGAUGGCCGACAAGGACGGCUACAACCACCCACUCACUUUGCUGGCCGCCGGUGCCAUCGCUGGUGUCCCGGCCGCCUCCCUCGUCACGCCCGCCGACGUCAUCAAGACCCGCCUCCAGGUGGUGGCCCGUUCCGGACAGACCACCUACACCGGCGUCUGGGAUGCCACCAAGAAGAUCAUGGCCGAGGAGGGUCCAAGGGCCUUCUGGAAGGGCACUGCUGCUCGAGUGUUCCGCUCCUCGCCGCAGUUCGGCGUGACCCUGGUGACCUACGAGCUGCUGCAGCGGCUCUUCUACGUGGACUUCGGAGGCACCCAGCCCAAGGGAUCCGAGGCGCACAAGAUCACCACUCCGCUGGAGAAGGCGGCGGCGACGGUGAGCACCGAGAACCUGGACCACAUCGGCGGCUACCGGGCGGCCGUGCCCCUCCUGGCCGGAGUGGAGUCCAAGUUCGGACUGUACCUGCCGCGAUUCGCGCGCGGAGUAGCCGCUGCCACGCCCUCGACGGCCACGGGAUCCUGAUUGUACUGGCGCCACCGUCUGCCGAGCGCCACGUAGUCGAGGAGAUGCAAAUGGGACUGACGGGAUUGGCAGGAUUGGGGGCUCCGGCGGACAUGAGAUAUGGUAUAUAUUUUUUGCUAGGACGCGUUUACACAAAAUACACACACACACACGAAAGCACUGAGGAUAUUUCUAACGAGGAUCAGGGAGGAGCAGCGCCGUAUCUAUAGUACUAUUGUAUCUGAAGAGCGGGGUUCGAGUCCCGAACCCUGGGCACCCGGCUCUGAGCAACUGUUUUUACCACACAACCAAACCCAAGGGAAAUGUAAAACCCGAUUCAAAAAGAAUAUAGAGUAUCGAUUUUGGCAAUGGUGCAUAUAUAUACAUAUAGUGUAGAACUGUUUUUUGUAAACUUUGUUAACUAGUUUAAAGUCUAGAGCAACAACCAAUCACUGAACGUCAACUUUUGCACUCAAUGUAACUAUUAAAGCGAGAAAAACCUUUUAAUCUUAGUACGAAUUUGUUCAAAACAAUUAUCAAGCAAAGGAAAUGCAAUGAAUGACCUCUUAGCUAAUAAAGAAUAAAUAAAUAAAA
Messenger RNA from Drosophila subpulchrella, 2664 nucleotides. It is a transcript of the gene aralar1, whose product is annotated as calcium-binding mitochondrial carrier protein Aralar1. Gene Ontology annotation, biological process: L-glutamate transmembrane transport; aspartate transmembrane transport; malate-aspartate shuttle. The transcript has 10 exons. NCBI's taxonomy places the organism in Eukaryota, Metazoa, Arthropoda, Insecta, Diptera, Drosophilidae. Bases 1 to 2091 code for a protein of 696 amino acids. The record is from RefSeq and is a predicted model, not a curated record. Gene Ontology annotation, molecular function: L-glutamate transmembrane transporter activity; calcium ion binding; L-aspartate transmembrane transporter activity.